AUGUCUUCAACCGAACAUUACCCUGGCUACUUUGCUCUUCUCUCUUAUCUUAAUGAACGCGAAUACGUAAACUGGUCGUACUAUGAGUUUUUGACACUUAACCGUGAUGUCAUUAUAUUAUCUACACCAUUAAAUACAGAUUGGAAUGGCCUAGAUGGUACAUGGCAUCGUAGAUUUCUAAAUAACGCAGAAAUGAUGCUUGAAUCAAAAGACUAUGAAAUUUUAAAGGUCAAGGGAGCUCCCGUCAGCCAUCGCCCUGACUCAGGAGUAUCAGUCAUCGUCCUGGCCCAAGUGAUGGUAGUGGCACCUCUGGUCAGCCAUCGCCCUGAUUCAAGAUUGAAUGUGAAACGCACCCAUAUUCUUGGAAGUCUCGACCUCCUAGAUAAAGCCGGGAAAUAUAAUAUUGAAGAUUUAUCCUCAGAAUUUUCAAAUUCUUUUCCUGUUAAUACGACACCUGCAUCCAAACAUGCUCUUGAUGGUUCUAACUCAGGGGAACAAGAAGAAGAAUCGGUUGAAGAAACUAUUAUUCAAGAAAUUCUUUUGCAUUCAAUUGCCGAAACCACUAAUACAUUCAGAAAUGUUGAAUUCCCCGAAUAUUAUAAUAAGCUCAAGAAAAUAUGGAGAACCCGUUCAAAUUACUAUGUAAUCGAUAUGAAAAAUCAAGAAAUAUUAAAUGAAGUACAUAAUCUUUUGGACGCGGAAGAAUUGAAAUUACUACAUGAUAGACUUUCUUCGGAAAAUGAGGACAAAUAUUUAAGUAUAAAGUCGCUUCAAUAUUUAUCAUUGUUUGAUCAGAAUAGUGAAGGUUAUUCAGAUAGUGAAGAGGUCGAAGAUGAAAUUAUUUCGGAGAUGAAAAAAGAAGUCUACAAUUUGGACGGGCUAAUAGCAAAAUUUCAAUAUCUAUCCCAUGCUCUUCCUAUCUCACUAAAACAAUAUAAUGAAUUAUUAUAUCCAGAAAUUUAUAUCAUUAAAGUGUAG
Messenger RNA from Funneliformis geosporum, 978 nucleotides. The record is from the annotation of a GenBank genome assembly. NCBI's taxonomy places the organism in Eukaryota, Fungi, Glomeromycota, Glomeromycetes, Glomerales, Glomeraceae.